Molecule: messenger RNA, 2802 nt
Organism: Cucumis melo (muskmelon)
Lineage: Eukaryota; Viridiplantae; Streptophyta; Magnoliopsida; Cucurbitales; Cucurbitaceae
Product: nuclear intron maturase 1, mitochondrial
Exons: 2
Coding region: 189-2282 (697 amino acids)
Biological process (GO): mRNA processing
Source: RefSeq, a predicted model, not a curated record
UCCAAAUCUGUCGGCCACCAGCAAAAACUCGGCCCGAGAAAAAAUGGCUUCGGAGCUAUCACAAUCAAACAGCUAACCUUCGGCUUCUAAGCCUCACAAAGAACUGAAGCAGCCUUUUGCCUUCGUUUCGAUGGCGAAUUCUAAACCCUAGACACUAAAAAUCAAUCGGAAAUGAAGUUUUCUAGAAAAUGUCAUUCAGAACAACCAUCAAACACCUUCAAUGCAACCGACAGACCUUCGUAAAAUCAUUCUCUUUUGCUCGCUUCAACUCCUCCUCCCCCGCCGUUCACCCACCACGCCAUCCUUCCAUUUCCCUUCGAUUAGAAAAUCUUCCCCAUCUUCACGAUGAAGAUCCCUACUCUCACCUCAAAGAAGACCCAAUCGAAAUCUGCUCCUCUAUUUGGGUGAAAGCCUUCGCUUCCCUUCCCAACAGUUCAUUCUCGGAUCUAUCGUACUUUCUUUCCAAAUUCGAUUUAUGGGUAUUGGCGUAUCAGCGUUCCUGUGCGGAUUUGGCCGGAAGUUUCCCUCCUCGCCACGCCAUUCAUUCUCACGUUCUACGCGACCUUCUUUCUCUUCGCAAUGCUGUGAUCAACGGGAAAUUUUCGUGGAACAGGAAGGCUAAUCAGUUAAUUCGAAGCCCAAAUGAUAAGUCUCGGGCCCAUCUUAUUUCCAAGCGUAAGCUUCGAGCUAUGCUUGAGUCUGAUGAGCCUUGCUUUCAGGACAGGAUCGUUCAGGAAGUGUUGUUGAAUGUGUUAGAGCCUGUUUUUGAAGCUCGGUUCUCGUUGAAAUCGCACGCGUUUCGCCCUGGCCGGAAUGCUCAUUCUUUCAUUCGAGCCAUCAGAAGUAACUUUGCUGGGUACCUCUGGUUCUUAAAAGCGGAUUUGAGUGAAGUUCUUAGUCAUAUUGAUGAAAAUGUGGUGAUGGGUUCCUUAGAGAAGGCUGUUAAGGAUAAAAAAAUUUUGCGUUUGGUCAAGUCUGCACUUCAAUCACCGAGGAAGACAAGGCCACGAGUUGAAGAUAAUGAGGAGAUGAAGAAGAAGAAGAAAAACAAAGGGGCUAUGAAGAAGAAGAAGAUUCUCAACGAGAAUGAACCCAAACCUGACCCAUAUUGGCUAAGAACAUUCUUCAAUUUCGCACCAGAAGAAGCUGCCAAGGUACCUUCUUAUGGACACUGUGGAAUUUUGAGUCCUUUACUUGCUAAUAUAUGUCUUCAUGAAUUGGAUCUUCUAAUGGAAGAUAAGAUAGUUGAGUAUUUUAGGCCUUCCAAGCUUGAUUCAAUCUGGAGAGAUUCCAUUAAUGAUGGCUGUCAUAACCCAGCUUGGCCGGAAUUCGUUCCAGCUAGUGGCAAGGAAAAAACUAGAAAGAUGGAUUAUAUACGAUAUGGAGGGCAUUUCUUGGUGGGCAUUAGAGGGCCUAGAGAGGAUGCAGUCAGAAUUAGAAAGGAAAUAAUUGAGCUCUGUGAGAAUAUAUUUGGGAUAAGGUUGGAUAAUUCAAAGAUAGAGAUUGAACAUAUUAGCAGAGGAAUUCUAUUCUUAGAUCAUAUAAUUUGCCGUAGAAUAAUACACCCUACUCUUAGAUAUACAUCCUCUGGUGGUACUAUUGUGAGCCAAAAGUGUGUUGGAACUUUGCUUUCUGUUACUGCUAGCUUACCGGAAUGUAUACGCAAAUUCAGGCGGGUUGACCUCGUUAAGGGAGAUAGAGAUCCCGAACCUCUGCCUUGCAAUCCAAUGCUGUAUUCAAGUCAAGCUCAUACAAAUUCACAGAUGAAUAAAUUCCUUGAGACCAUGGCUGAUUGGUAUCGAUAUGCUGAUAACAGAAAGAAAAUUGUUGGGUUUUGUGCAUAUGUUAUUCGUAGCUCAUUAGCUAAACUCUACGCUGCUAGGUAUCGACUAAAAUCUCGAGCCAAAGUAUAUAGGAUUGCAUCGCGGAAUUUAAGCCGUCCGUUGAUAGAGAGUAGUAAUAAUUCAGCACCCGAGUAUUCUGAUCUUCUGAGAAUGGGACUUGUAGAUGCAAUUGAAGGUGUGCAGUUCUCCCGCAUGUCUAUGAUUCCCUCUUGUGAUUACACUCCCCUCCCUCGGAACUGGGUCCCAUAUCAUGAGAACAUAUUGCGAGAGUACAUAAAGUUGCAAAAUCCAGGGUUAUACUCUGAAUUGCAUAGCGUAGUCAAGAGACAAGGGUUGAGUUUGCCUCAAGAGGAGAUAUCUGAAAUUGUGUGGAGCUACAAAAUCCUUGGUUCCUGGCACUUUAAGACUAAUGUAGGAAAUGAAAUGGAAGGCGGUUGAAGAAAAAAUGGGAAGCGUGUUGUUAAGUUUGCCAUGUAAUACGAACUGAAUUGAACGACGGGUUACUUCCAGAGUUGGUUCGUCGACUGAGUUUGGCACACGUUUCUGGACAGAUCAUAUUGAUUUGUUUCCAACCAAGAGAAUAAUUACAUUGAUAACGAAAUUACAGAGAGGGAAAUCAAGAGACAACAUCACACAAUAACAAGGGAAGAGAGAUAAAUGCCUCUACGCUUUGUGGAAUAAGGUACUGCCUGAAACCACCAUAGUAUGGAACUUUUGGUGCAUAUUCUAUUUAAUUCUUUACCACAUGUCUUGGUGUUGGAAGUUAUUCAAUUUUGCCUUGACAUGGACAGAAAUCCAAGCCAGAAAACCGUAGGAAGUGCUUCUGAUUUUUCAGUUUCUAUCAGUUGAUUGUAAAGAGAAAAACAUAAUUCGUAUGAUUGGAUACACUUCUUAGGAACCAAUUAUAAGAGAAACAAAGAAAACUAUAUUGCAUUAUCAAAGAGUAAUUAUCAUGCAA